Messenger RNA from Cyanistes caeruleus (blue tit), 1181 nucleotides. The record is from RefSeq and is a predicted model, not a curated record. Lineage: Eukaryota; Metazoa; Chordata; Aves; Passeriformes; Paridae.
AGGUCUGGUCACCGGUGAGCUCAGCUCCUCUGCUGACAAUGAACACCACACACUUUGCAUUCUCAUUUCAGCCCGUGCCGCUCAACGCCACCCAAGACUUCAACGACUCCGUCCCGAACAACAGGAGCGGCGACGGAUUUUGCGAGCAGGUCUUCAUCAAAGCCGAGGUCUUCUUGACUCUGGGGAUCAUCAGCCUGCUGGAGAACAUCCUUGUCAUUCUGGCAGUGCUGAAGAACGGCAACCUGCACUCUCCCAUGUAUUUCUUCCUCUGCAGCCUGGCUGUGGCAGAUAUGUUGGUGAGCAUGUCGAACGCCCUGGAGACCGUCAUGAUCGCAAUCCUCAGCAACGGCUACCUGAUCAUUGGCGACCACUUCAUCCAGCACAUGGACAAUGUUUUUGACUCAAUGAUUUGUAUUUCUCUGGUAGCCUCCAUUUGCAACCUCCUGGUCAUAGCCAUCGACAGGUACAUCACUAUUUUCUAUGCCCUCCGUUACCACAGCAUCAUGACGGUGAAGAAAGCCCUGACCCUCAUUGUGCUCAUUUGGGUGGCUUGCAUCAUCUGUGGCAUCAUUUUCAUUGCCUACUCGGAGAGCAAAACUGUCAUUGUGUGUCUCAUCACCAUGUUCUUCACCAUGCUGCUGCUCAUGGCCUCGCUGUACGUGCACAUGUUCCUGUUCGCCCGCCUGCACGUCAAGCGCAUCGCGGCGCUGCCCGUCGAGGGCGUGCCCCCCCAGCGCACCUGCAUGAAGGGGGCCGUCACCAUCACCAUCCUCCUGGGGGUCUUCAUUGUCUGCUGGGCGCCCUUCUUCCUCCACCUCAUCCUCAUCAUCUCCUGCCCCAUGAACCCCUACUGCAUCUGCUACACCGCUCACUUCAACACCUACCUGGUGCUGAUCAUGUGCAACUCCGUCAUCGACCCGCUCAUUUACGCCUUCAGGAGCCUGGAGAUGAGGAAGACUUUCAAAGAAAUUGUGUGUUGCUGCUAUGACAUGAGUGUGGGACAGUGCAUGCUGUAAACACCUGGAUUUGGGUGAAAAAAACACACCACAGGUGUAUAAAUAUAAAUAUAAAUAUAUUUAUGUAUAUAUUGAGAUACAGAGCAGCUCACUUUAAACGCAGUGCCUGAAGGAAGGGUGCAGGAAAGACAAAAGCCUCCUACAUGAUGCCUUGUUUCUUACUUU